This is a messenger RNA of Lathyrus oleraceus (garden pea), 336 nucleotides long. Its product is annotated as cellular nucleic acid-binding protein homolog. The transcript is spliced from 2 exons. The coding region runs from base 1 to 336 and encodes 111 amino acids. The record is from RefSeq and is a predicted model, not a curated record. NCBI's taxonomy places the organism in Eukaryota, Viridiplantae, Streptophyta, Magnoliopsida, Fabales, Fabaceae. Gene Ontology annotation, molecular function: nucleic acid binding; zinc ion binding.
AUGGCCAGCAGUUGUCCAAAUGAGGGCAUCUGCCACACCUGUGGUAAAACUGGCCACCGUGCUAGGGCGUGCUCAGCUCCAGCAAUUCCUCCAGGGGACUUAAGGUUAUGCCACAACUGUUAUAAGCUGGGUCACAUUGCUGUUGAAUGUAUGAAUGAGAAGGCUUGCAAUAACUGUAGGAAAACAGGACACUUGGCACGUGAUUGUCCAAAUGACCCCAUUUGCAAUGUGUGCAAUGUUUCUGGACAUAGGGGAGGUGGGGGUUUGGAUAGGCUUAAGGAUGAUCUUGGAUGUGGUUGUGAUGUGGACAGGAGGAGGCAGUGGCUGAUUGUGUAG